Messenger RNA from Trematosphaeria pertusa, 1974 nucleotides. RefSeq lists its product as uncharacterized. The transcript has 2 exons. The record is from RefSeq and is a predicted model, not a curated record. NCBI's taxonomy places the organism in Eukaryota, Fungi, Ascomycota, Dothideomycetes, Pleosporales, Trematosphaeriaceae. The annotation marks the transcript as partial.
AUGGACUUCUCCUCCUCCGGCAGCCACAUGGACUACCACCGCCCCUCGUCGACCCUCAGCUCAGUCGACCGGAAACCCUCCGCCUUCUCCUUCGACGACAACAGCACGCUGGACACCAACAUCCUGGACACGCCUGUCCUGAUGUCCCCGACCACGAGCACCCAGGGCAUCUUCUCGCCCGACACCUCCAUCUGGGAGGACUACUCCACCGGCCAGUUCGUUGACCGAACCGCCACGAGCUCAGUCGUCAACACCAACGGCAACAACCCUUUCUUCCAGGAGCAGAGCAACAACCCUUUCGCCCGCCUCCCUGCGAACCAGGCCGCUACCUACGGCCAGCAGACGUCGUGGCCCGUCCCAGAGAACUCAGGUUCACGGACGCCGACCGCCCCGAAGCCGCUGAAUCCCUUCGCCCCUGGCGACUUUGGUGCUGCUCCGCCGCCCUUUGUCUCAGAGCACUCGCAGCAGAUGCCGUACCACGGACUGCCCGUCCAGAGUAACGUGCGGCCGAGCUCCGUCUUCCCGCCAGCGCCUCCGGAGCAGCCAUUGUCGCCGCACACCAACUCCGAGUGGAUGGCCUUCAACCAGCAGGAGAUGGACUCACGGCCUGGACCCAAGCGCAUGCGGCCCAGCUCUCCUCCCCGCUCCUUCACCCCGCGCCGUGACGGCGGCAUCAGGAAGAAGAAUGCCCGUUUUGACAUCCCGGCCGAGCGAAACCUGUUCAACAUCGACCAGCUGAUCGCCAACUGCACCAACGAAGACGAAAUGAAGGAGCUCAAGCAACAGAAACGACUCCUCCGGAACAGACAGGCCGCGUACGUACUCUCCUUUGGUUCUGGCGUUGCCAAUUUGGUUCUGCCCGCCAUUUGGUUCAAGAAGCACACUGAAGAGCUAGAGGAAGAGAAGAAGUCGUGGACCGACAAGUUCUGCACGCUUCAAGAUGACUUCAACAACCUGCGACUAGAGUACGACCAGUUGAUGGCGGAGAAGGAGAACUGGCAUCGCGAGCAGAUGGAGAUGCACCAUAUGAUCGGCCAGCUGCAGUUCGACAAGGAGGAGCUCGUCCGCACCCACACCCUGGAGACCGGAGAGCUUCGCAAGAAGGUCUCUGUCCUCACCGAGAGGCUCGAGUGUGCCACCAGCAAUUCCGCAUCCAUCGCUCCCAGCACCACCUUCAACGACUUCACCUCUGACAUGGACAACCUGAACAUGGGCAACAGCGAGUGGGAGAACUAUGUCUUCGUCGGUGACUUCGUCGUCGACGAGCAGACGCCCCAGCAACCACAAGAGCAAACUCUCGCCGUCAUCCCGCGACCCAAGGACGAAGACAAGCCCGUCGCAUCCGGUCUCCUCCUUAUGCUGCUUCUCUGCGGCGCUUUCGUCGCAAGCAAGUCCUCCGGCUCCAACGCCCCGCCCAUCCCUCGCAUGCCCGAUGACGUUCGCGCCGCCUCAGCCACCGUGCUCGACAGCAUCUUCAAGGACGCUGGUGUCGCGCCUACUCUGACCGAACAAGGCGUCGUUGCCAACCGUGUGUCAGCAGUCGAGCCCGGCCCGUCCGGCAUCAACUGGCCCAAGGCCAUAGGGUCGGAAAUGACCGGCAUCUCUAGCUCAAGUCUCGACCAGCUGCACAACCAGCUCACGGCGCCGACGAAGGACCAGGAGAACGAGCAACUGUUCUCCAUCACGCCCGCGCAGUACAAUAGCAUGACUUCCAUCGACUUCUCCCGCCCACGGUACAGCAUAGCCAGCGACGACUACAGUGACCCGCUAUCGCCCAGCUCUCAGCCAUCGCACCGUCGCAACCUUGCCGAAACGCUCGCCGCCAUGAGGGAGCAGAACAAGGGCGAAGCUGCCGCUGACAUCUACACCCGCAGCCUGCUCUGGGACAAGAUCGCACCCGAGGUCGUCAUCGAAUUCAAGCGCAUGGUUGAAGAAUCUGCCGCGGCAUCGUCCCGACCCAGCACCUCGGGCGGA